CCUACCUGAAGCUAAGGUUAUCAGGGCUUGUAGAUGGUGAAAUCGUGGAUUAAAUGGGUAAAUGGUUUAGGGCUUUGGUAGGGAUUGUUUAUGGACGGCAUUCUUGUCGUUAGGGAUGAUUCCGGUGGAGUUUACAAAGUGAAAACGUACCUAAAUGGGUGAUAAUUGAAUGUCCGCUAUAUGCCCCGUGGAACCCUCUACCAUCAUUUACACAAAGCAGAGACUCCUUUAAAUUGGGUGCAACGACUGAAGAUAGCCAUUGGUGCUGGCCGUGGAUUGGAUUACCUUCACACUGGUGUUGGUACCCAACACGGAGUGAUACAUCGUGAUGUGAAGAGCUCGAACAUUCUUUUGAAUGAGAACUGGGAUGCUAUGAUAUCAGAUUUUGGGUUGUCCAAAAUUGGCCCAACCAAUCAAUCAUCAUCUUAUGUUGAUGCAAGUGUUAAAGGCACAUUCGGGUAUCUGGAUCCAGAAUAUUUCUAUACCAGAAAGCUGACAAGAAAAACAGAUGUGUAUGCAUUUGGGGUUGUAUUGUUUGAAUUGCUAUCAGGGAGGCUUGCAGUCGAUGAACGCAACAGUGAGGACCAAUGUAGCUUGGUAAGAUGGGCUCAAAAGUGUGUGAAAGAACGGAAAUUAGAUCAAAUGGUUGAUCCUAAUAUCAAGGGAACAAUUUUUCCCAAAUGUUUAAAACGGUUUGCACAAAUUGCGUACCGUUGUUUGCUUAGUGUUCUAAAGGAACGUCCAACCAUCGCUGAGGCUGUGGUCUCACUUCAGGCUUUACUUGAACUACAACAGAGACAUGAAAAUUCAGCUGAACCAUCAGGCAUAACUGGAUUCACUUGGAAGAUUCAUAAGUAUCUUGUUUUGGCAACUAAACAGAACUCUGACCAAAGUGGCACAAGUUCAUCAAAGAGCCAUAUAAACAUGAAUCGGGGCUCUUCAACUAACAAGGAUGGCAACAAUCAAGGUAAAAUGCAUCGUCAGCCUUGGGAAUCAUUGGUUACAGAUCUUAAAUGUUUCACGUAUUAUGACCUGAUGCGUGCUACUGAGAACUUGGGAGAUGACAAGAGGUAUCUGAAGGUUUACAAAGGUUGGAUCGAUAAAACAACAUAUUCCCCCACAGAAGAUAAUACCGGAUUGGCAAUUGCUGUUAAGAGAAUUGACUUCUACACAACUGCACGCUGGUUGCAUUUGAAAGAAUUUAAGCACCCCAACCUUGAAAAGCUCAUAGGAUAUUGCUUCGAAGACCAACUACGCAAACAAUUGUUCCUUGUGUAUGAAUUCAUGCCUAACGGAAACUUUAAUAAUCUCCUGAAUAGUGGUGUGGUAUCACGACUUCCGUUGGUUAUAAAGGUGAAAAUAGCAGUAGGAAUUGCCCGAGGUCUUGUUUUCUUGCACAAGACACAAUAUCAAUUUAAUGUCUUUGAGUAUCGGCUUGACAGACACAUGAUAUUACUGGAUCAGGAUUUUACAGCAAAGCUUUCAGGUUAUGACGUUACUAAGUUAGCACGUGGUCGCUAUCCUCGAAGUAUCAAUCCUCCUGAAGAUCUAGUGUAUGCUCCUUGGGUUGAGCUCUCUCAACUACAAAGCAAUCUCUCGGGUUUUACAGUGGUAUUUGCAGAGUUGCUAACAGGGAAACGAAUAUAUGAUGAUGAUGAAUUCCAAAAGAUUGAUGAUUUACUUAUGCAACAUGGAAAAACCUCCUUGGUUGAUGUUGCCCAAUCAUGUUUCAGAAUCUGCAAUGAGGUACAUUCAGAAUCGAAGAUGCUAAGAAUCUUGAAAGAGUAUGAGCACUGUAUUCCACUUUGUCGGAGUGAGGAAUUCGCAACAGCAGCUACUGAGAGCUAUAUACCAUAAACAACUUGUAGUUGAAACGAUAUUAUUUGCCUACAUUGUUGCAUGAAUAUAUGUAUUGCAUACAUGAUGCAAACUAGUUCAGUGGACCAUCCAAAUAUGAGAACAAGCUUUUUGCUUGAAAAGUUUAUAAUUCAUGCUUACAUUAUUUGGCUACAUCGAGUAACUGUGUUGGAGAGAAGGAAGAUAUGAUCCAUGAUCGACUUUGUAGAUUGGUUUGGAUCAACAGAUGCAAAUUAAAACAAAUAAAAUUCUCAGCCGAUCUGCUUCAUUCGAGAACUUAGGGUAGUUCCUUCUAGAAGAAAGAGAUUCUAUCAAGUGAGACAUGUUUUACAGAUUGUUUGAUUGGGUGUUCCCAUAGCCGCUUUGGUCAGUGCUGCAGGACCUCUAGAGCACGGAGUAAUCAAGACUUUGCAGAAAGAUCUGCAGUUCCCUUUUACAACAUACAAGGAAAGGGGGAUUUUUUAUUCUUCUCGGCCUUAUGUUAUACUUUUGUCAGUUUUGUAACAGAAUACCUUUAGAAACAGACCGAUUAGUGGAGAAGUUGGUCAUAUUUACUUCGACUUAAGACCAAUAUAUGGAAUUCGAAAAAGAAAAAAUAUGUAUAAAAGAAGGAAAAAAUAUGUGCAAAAGUGAAAUAUGUGAGAAAACAAGAUCAAGUUGGUCCUUUUAUGAGUGGAACAGUUUAUUGGUCACAGCUUGAAAGACUAAAGAUAUUGUUGGAUGAGGAUUUUACAGCAAAGCUUUCAGGUUAUGAUAUAACUAACUUAAUACAUGGUACAUAUCUUGCAAAAACUCGGUGUCCUCAUAAUCUUGACAUUGGCGACUUAUCCUGGGUGUGAUCACAUUCUCAGAGCCCUUGAAACUACAGAGCGAUCUCACGGGUCUUGAAGUGGUAUUUGCGGAGUUGCUAACAGGGAAAAGAUACCUAAUCAAAUUGAAUUCCAAGAGAUUUGUUACCAAUGGUUUAAGCAACAUGGAAAACGGUCUGUGGUUGAUAUUGUAAACAAAUGUUUUCAAAUCUGCAAUGAGGUGGAUUCAGAAUCAAGGAUGCUAAGAAUCUUGGAGAAGAAUGCUAAACGGGGCCAGUCCAAAUAUAUUUUCAGCAGGGAGUGAAAAAAAAAAACCCCAUCAAUUCAUCAAAGAUGUAACUAAUAAAAACCACUAAAUUAUUGUAGUGUUUAUUCAAAUUAUCAUCAUGAUAUGUCAAAUUAAUAUCAUGAUCAUUCAAACUAUGAUCAUGCUCAUCCAUUGUUAUCAUCAAGUGUAAAACCCCAACACUAAAAUUACCAUAAAGCCAAACAUGCUACAUGCAUAUUCAAAAUUAUA
Molecule: messenger RNA, 3183 nt
Organism: Lactuca sativa (garden lettuce)
Lineage: Eukaryota; Viridiplantae; Streptophyta; Magnoliopsida; Asterales; Asteraceae
Source: RefSeq, a predicted model, not a curated record